AAAGUUUAGACGAUUGUUUCGAUGUACUUUCAGCGCUUGAACGGAAACACAUUUUUUUUUCUCAAUAAUUUUACAUCGAAAAAAUUGAUUAUUUCCAAAAUCGAAUCCCCACUUAACUUCCAUUUUGCACCUAACUUUUAUUAAUAACCAAUAUUUUAAUCAAUUAUAUUUUUCUUUUCAGAUAUAUUUAUCAACAAUGUCAAAACAAGCAUCCAAUGGAAGGCUUCGACGUUUGAUGCAAAAACUCUAUGGAUGGACAUUUAGUGAGAAUAGUAUUGCUUCUAAUUUUUUUAUUAUUUCCUACCAGGAUUUAAUUGGGAAAGUGGAAACCUUUGUCGAAUCUUAUGGAUCGUACAACAUCGACGAUUUACAAUUUAGGGCCAUACAAGCCAAAGUGAAAACAUUGUUAAAUUCAAGUGAUAUUUCAUCCGAAGAUAAAGACUCUUGA
Molecule: messenger RNA, 448 nt
Organism: Dermatophagoides pteronyssinus (European house dust mite)
Lineage: Eukaryota; Metazoa; Arthropoda; Arachnida; Sarcoptiformes; Pyroglyphidae
Source: RefSeq, a predicted model, not a curated record